Molecule: messenger RNA, 1077 nt
Organism: Prunus armeniaca (apricot)
Lineage: Eukaryota; Viridiplantae; Streptophyta; Magnoliopsida; Rosales; Rosaceae
Source: the annotation of a GenBank genome assembly
AUGUCGUGGUGUAUGCAACUGGUGAAGCGUGCUAAUUACAAGGCUACAGUGAGAGAUCCUGGGACUCUUGGGGUUUUAACUAUGACGGAGAACAAGUUUGUGUUUAGCCCAAACGUUCACACGUCCACCGGCGCGAGACCGGCGCUCGAUGUGGAGUUUAAACAAAUUACACGUCUCAAAAACACUAAGGAGGGAGGAGAUAGACCACCUUGGCUUCGUCUCAGUGAGAAGGACAAAACUUACAUCUUUGAGUUCGCAAGUUUUCGUGAUCUUCAUGUAUGCCGAGAGUUUGCAGCCAAUGCGCUUGCUAGGCGUGGAGAAGCCGCAAUAUCUACUAGUUCUUCUGAUGAACAAAUCUGUACGGCAGAAAUAAUGCACCGUAUGAAGCUAUUAAAAGGAAGCAGUGAAUUGCACAAACUUCAUAUGCAGUAUGUAAUGAGUGGUGUCUUAACUGAAGCUGAGUUCUGGGCAGCUAGGAACAAGUUUGGUGAUGUAGAUAGCCGUCCAAAGCCAAAGCAACGGGUUGGUUUCAGAAACUCAAUGAUAAUGGACACCAAACCCAUGACGGAUGGCCGGAUGAACACGGUUAAUUUUAGUUUGACUGCAGAGAUUAAGUAUCAAAUUUUUGCCCUGAAACCAGCUGUCCAGCAGGCAUUUCUUGCUCUGGUUCCCAAUAAGACUACGGAAAAAAACUUUUGGACGAAGUAUUUCCGAGCUGAAUACCUCCGAAUCACAGGGAAUGCUGCUGCAGCUGAAGCAGAAGCCUCCGAUGAUGAGGAACUGGCAAUGUUUUUGAAGGAGGAUGAGGUAUUGGCAAGGGAAGCUCGUCGAAAGCUUCAACGGGUUGAUCCAACUUUGGACAUGGAAGCUGACCAAGGAGACGAUUAUACGCACCUUCCAGAUCAUGGGAUAUUCUUUCGGGAUGAGGUGUACAGCAGGAGAAGUACUUUAUCACAAGACCUUAACCAGCAAGGUGCUGUUGUUCUUCAAGGAAGAAGCAUCGUCGAAUUUGAUGAGAGUGGUGUGCAGGAGAGAUUUGGUAGGAUUGCUUGGACGACUGAGAUGGAGGAUCUUUAA